Striga hermonthica is the source of this 435-nucleotide messenger RNA. The record is from the annotation of a GenBank genome assembly. Lineage: Eukaryota; Viridiplantae; Streptophyta; Magnoliopsida; Lamiales; Orobanchaceae.
AUGUUGAGUCUAUGGCGAGCCGCGACGGGCUCGGCUCAGGCCGGCCCCGAUGAUUACGACGGAGUGGAGUUUUGGGGCCCACCCGAGCGAGACGGCUGGCUGACUAAGCAGGGCGAGUACAUCAAGACCUGGCGGCGCCGAUGGUUUGUCCUGAAGCAGGGAAAACUGUUCUGGUUCAAGGAAUCGACGGUGACGCGCGCAUCCAGGCCACGUGGCGUCAUCCCCGUGGCCAGCUGCCUCACCGUCAAGGGCGCCGAUGAUGUGCUCAAUCGCCCCUUCGCGUUCGAGCUGUCAACCCGGACCGAGACGAUGUAUUUCAUAGCCGAUUCGGAGAAGGAGAAGGAAGAUUGGAUCAAUUCGAUUGGGAGAUCCAUCGUGCAGCACUCGAGGUCCAUCACUGAUGACGAAAUCCUCGACUAUGAUAGCCGGAAAUAA